Messenger RNA from Bactrocera dorsalis (oriental fruit fly), 1763 nucleotides. RefSeq lists its product as uncharacterized. The transcript has 2 exons. NCBI's taxonomy places the organism in Eukaryota, Metazoa, Arthropoda, Insecta, Diptera, Tephritidae. The record is from RefSeq and is a predicted model, not a curated record. Bases 1018 to 1542 code for a protein of 174 amino acids.
CUGACACUUUAGUCCUGUCCGAAUGAUUGAACCGGAAAGUGCCGAUAGUGGCGCAAAUUUUUCUGUUUUUGUUGCUCGAAUGGUUGGACAGUAAUGACGGUGUGCACAACAUGUAAAAUAACGGUUAUUAUAUACAGACAGACAUGUGAUUUGCAUGCAUAAAGGCAUUAGAAGAGAGCGAAUUGUGAAAUAUAUGAGUUAAUGGCGCAAAGUCAGUGGGGAAAACCACAUGAACUUACAAACAAAUAGACAGUUAUGUAGUUAUAUGCAUGCGUAUGUAUGUAUGUAUGUAUAUACACAUGCAAUUCGAAUAUUUGCGAAAUCCAUAGAUCUAAAACUCUAUCAGUCACACAGUGUGGCUGACAUUGAUUUUGUGGCUUUGUGGCCAACUAACUCGCAAUAGUCGCAACCGCAAACAGCAGACGACGAUGACAACGACAAUGUCUGUUGGCGGAAAUCGAAUCAUACACGACUUUGAAACUAAAGUAACAGGAUGUCAGCUUCAAGUGUAUGCUUGCCAAGUGUAAUGUGUGCGGUUCAGUGCUGAAGGACAUUAUCCUCUCGUACAUACAUAUGUAUAUGUGCAUGUAGAUGUGCGUAUGCGAGUUAUUAGUCGUGUGUGUUAACAUGUAGCGGCACUAUUAUGUGCAUAUUUAAUCUCUAGGAAAUUGUCAUAGUUUUGAUUGCAAUGGACACUCGAUCAGAAAUCGAUUGACAGCGGGAAAUUACAGCCGAACAUUCAAAUGCGCAUAUAUACAUACAUACAUAUAUACAGACAGACAAACAUUUCGUUGCGAGCGCAAUUAGAAUGGCAGUCAUUAGAGUAAAAAACGAUUAGUGGCAGGAAAAAAAUUAAAUAAAUAAGAAAAAAACAGAAAAAUACAAGAAAUAAGAAAAAAAUCGAAAAGGAAAAAAAAUUAAUAGAGAACAAACUUAGAAAGAAAAAAAAAUACCAAAAUACAAAAAAAAAUAAACAAAAUACAAUAUUAAUUUAGCUUAAAAACAACGCCCGUUAAUAUGGGCUGCUCAACUUCUGCGCCAGCCGUCAGCGAAGCAAACAGUAAAAGAACCUUGUCGGCUAACAAAGUAAGUGACAACGCCACGGAUUCGAAAUCGAAAAUGGGUGAUCAAGAAAAUAGUGGUGAAAAGGAUACAUAUCCCGCUUCGGAAGCCUAUAUAAUACCAUUAAGCGAUGAUGCCGAGACGAAAGUUUACACCGCAGGUGCCCCGGAAGCAGAAGACCUACUCGCUGCUACAGUGAAAAAACAACCACCAAAACGCAUACAAGAAUUGAUGGAACAAGCGGCCGAAAAUGAGACGGCCACGCUAAAUCUACAAGAUUUGGAGGAGAAACUCGAAAAAGCGGAGGAGAGGCGCAAGGAAUAUUUGCAACAAAAAAUUACAACAAUACAAAAGACAACACAAAUGCUGACACGCAGCGGCAGCAAGGAGCUUUUAGAUAAACUGGAGACAACACAAAUAUUUGAUGGCAAGGCAGCAGAGAAAGACAAUCCGGCCGACAAAGAGGCGGAGAAGAAGUAACUAUUUUAGGCUUAAAACUGACUUAUGUCACAAUCAUAUGCUUAUAUAUACGUUAUAAGUAAAUAAUUAUACACGAAGUAUGAAAUAAAUUUGGUUUUAAGAAAUAUGCGCCCAAAAUGCUGCUUCAAAAAUAUGUAAAAUAUUCGUUUUAAAAUAAUUUUGUGAUGUUUUUCAUAAUUGCGUUUUUAAAACUUACCUUUCAAGACUUAGUUAGACUUAGU